CUAAAUUGACUAAUUUUUCACAAGCUUUGUGAUUGUGAGGAGAGAUUUCAGAGAAAACGCAAUUUUGGGGUCCGAAUUUGAAACCCUAGUUUGAGAUAAUUUGGGGGUUUUGGGAUUUUUGGUUUCACAAGCACUCUUCCGUCUUGAAACAAGGAAAUGGCAAGGACCAAGGAAAAAGCGGGUUCAAGUUCAUCUUCAUCAAAAGGCAAGGGCAAGCAAAAGGAGCAACCAUCAAAGAAGAGGCAAUAUAUGGGUAGGGUUAGUGAAAGCGAAAGUGAAGGCGAAGAAGAAGAGAUGGAGUUAGACCCGAGUGAUAAGCCGGUGUGGAAUUCGGGGUCGUUGGAUGAUCAAACCGAGAUUUGGCAGCCAACCCUUUAUAACGACUGCAUGAACAAGUUGAAAAACAAAGCAGCCGCAUUUAUUUGUGAAAAAGAGGUUGAUGAACCCCAGUUUGGCCAGUUCGGGGUGUUUGCUAAGUUUCGUGCUUUGGGCUGGGAAGGAGCGCUCAAGUGUUUUGACAAAGAUAAGAGUAAUCUGUUUAUGACUGAGAUUCAGGAGUGGAUGGCAACACUUAAAUGUCACAACUUCAACAAGCCAUCACAAAUGAAGUUGAUCGGGAUGGUACAUGGGGUGCCAGUUGAGAUGUCAUUCGACACGCUGAAGAAGCUGGGAAAGUAUCACAGUCUCCCGGCUAAGGAGUACAUGAUUCCCACGCUUGAUGAUUUAUUGCUCAAACCAGAGAAGCACGUGAGAUGGAACGACAUGUUAGCGGAUUUGUUUUUGCCCGGUAGGUACAGUGGUGUGUUAUACCGGAAGAAUUUGAAGAUAUAAGCCAAACUGUUGCAUACAAUCUGCCUACUUAAUGUCAUUCCAAGAAGAGGCGAUAAAGAACAGGUGAGGUUUCCAGAGAUACCUGUUUUGUAUUCAUUGAUGCAUGGAUCCCCACGCUUUCCAAUACGCUACCUGAUUAUGCACCAUUUGUGGAUAUGCCGGAACAAAUACGGAAGAGACAUCGUCCCGUACUGUCGCAUCAUAACGGGUUUGAUGAAACAGCAGAAGGCACUCACAUCCGAAGACCGAGGUUUGACGAAAAGGCACCAGCCUUUUACUUUGGAUAGGUUGGGAAACGUUUGGACAUAUACUCAGUCUGAACGUUAUCACAAGUUGAAAUCAGAGGGUCAACGGUGGAGGGCAUUGAAAUUGGGUGCAAGGGAGUUGUUACCGGGAGAGCCGGAUGAGCCGGAAAGCGAUGAAGAGUUGGUUCCUAGUGGGGACGAGGACUAUGCGGACGAGCCGCAGGGUGGUGCAAAUGUUGGUUUUGGGGUUUUUGGUGGUGG
Molecule: messenger RNA, 1337 nt
Organism: Helianthus annuus (common sunflower)
Lineage: Eukaryota; Viridiplantae; Streptophyta; Magnoliopsida; Asterales; Asteraceae
Exons: 2
Coding region: 157-831 (224 amino acids)
Source: RefSeq, a predicted model, not a curated record